CUUCCUUUGAAGACCUGCUGAAUUAUGCAGGUCUUCAAAGGAAGGAGCUGAUAGCGGAAAAUAAGCACAACUGUUAAAAAAAAAGACCGUCAGAGCAAGAUUUUGAUCAGUUUCCAACUUUAUAAGAUUACUAUAUGCAAACAAGUGUUCUUUUAUUAUCUUACAUGUCCAUAGUAAGUUCAUAGCAAGGUGGAAUAGAAAGAAAAGAGGAAACGGCCUGACUGUGUGAAAGAGCAGCCAUGAAUAAGAAUUCUCUCUGUGUGUUUUUCAUCGUUUCCUUCCUGCAAACAGGCAUCUCCAACAACAGGAUAUCUAUUAGUCUCAGUCAGGAGGGAGAUCACAUAAUCUUGACCUGUGUCCUAGUUGGGAAUGAGAGUCUAACCCAAGUCAACUGGGAGAUGGUGCAAGACUCUAAUCACACCAAACUAGGAAUCUUCCAUCCUAGUCAAGGCAUCCACAUCUUCACUGAGCACUCUGGCAAAAUAAAAAUUCAGGGGCAACAAAACCCUCUGGCAUCUUCAGACCUUUCUUUGCAGAAAGGAACACUAAAUGAGAGUGGACUCAUUUGCUGUCAGUUCAUUACCUUUCCAACAGGCAGUCUGAAGCAAUGUAGUAACAUCAGCAAAACAAUCAUAAGUAUGCUCAUAUCUCAAGCUGAACCCCAUGGAGCAGGACGAAAGCAGGGUUUAUUUGGGCAAUUUGGAGCGUUGACAGUUGGAUGUAUUCUUUCUCUCUCAUUUCUGACCAUUCCUAUCUACAUUUGCCAGAAGUGUUUCUGUAGGAGGAGGAAAGUGCUUGAGAUACAGCAGGUAUAUACUGAUCCAUCAACAUUUACAGAGAUGCACACAGAAGAGACACAUGAAGUACAUCAUACCCCCUCUCCCUCUGGCUUUGACCCCACAAAAUUAUAUGCAAAAAUUAAAGAGGAUCUAUAUUACGGCCGGCUAUGGAAGACCUACCAAGGAAAAGCACGAGUAUCAACACAAGGGUGCCUGACUGGGUCAAGACAGAUUUACUACCGUCUAGGUGAGAAUCCUCUACCACAAAGGGAUCAGGAAGACAGACCAAAAAUCCCAGAUGCAGUGAUAAAGUCAUCAUCAGACUGCAGCAUCUGAACAAUGUCAUCCACUAGAAUCUACCACUUGCACAACUGAACAUAUUGUGAAAAACGUGUACAGUAAUUGACAGUAAUUGUACAAUAAGGUAGUGCUGCUUCUGAAGAUUACAAUCAUAAGGUAGCCAAAGUAAUAGAAAACACAAUUUGGAAUCCUUUUCAAAACCGCAAUUUUCCUUGGCUUUGAGUAGUGUUUCCUUUAAAAGACGCACUUUCAUUGGUGACAGUUUCAGUGUGGAUGGAAGGCAAAGAAAAUUUACUUUUAAAAAGUGCGUGUGUAUAUAUAUGUCUGUAUAUAUAAGUAGGGACCAUGUCACAGACUUUGCAGAUGAGAAUUGUGGGUGUUUUAAUGAAUCACUGAAUUCAUGUGAUCCAAAACAUUUGGACCAAAAUGACACUGGUCAUUUGUCAGCACAACUGUUGCAAUAAUGCAAACCAGUCCUUUGGAAUAUUAUUUCAAGGAUUCCCCAGUCUGUCUUAAUGUAUUGCAAGGCAUGUAUUAAUCAUUGCGUAAUUCAAUGUUUAAAAAAAAAUCAUGUUUUGUUCAGAUCAUGCAACUCUGUCUCUCUCAUAUAUUAGUGUUAAAUUUCACCACUCUUAACUGCUAAGGAUGAUAUUAAUUACCUGGAUACUUUGUGUGCAUGUGCAUGGAUUGAGAGGCUUUUAAGUCACAAAUGAGGCAGUAUUUGCACUAAUGCUGCUAUCAUAUUGCCAUCCUUUCUUCCAAUCACUUAUACACCAUAUAGAAAUAUCUAUGUCACAAUCAAAGCUGUGGAUUGACUCCAUUUCUCAUUUUGUCUAUUUUUUCUCAGCAAGUGUAUUUUUUAAAAAUAUAUUCCCAGUGCCUUUAUUUUCCAUACAACUCUGUGGCAAUGACUGGAUGAGUCAUUGUUAGUUCACAGGUAUCACUGACAGGCUCUAACUAGCCAUGGUAACCACUCUUAAAAUGGUAGCUACCACAGCACCAAAUGCACUUCUUUGAACAAUGGUAGACACAACAGUAUUCACAAUGUCAGUACAAGGAUUUUAAAGAGUUUUUUUUAAAGGGAAAUUUGGACAGACAGCUCACCUUUGCUCAAAUCCUCUGGCUUGCUUUCUAAAGUGAUGUAUUUUAGAUAUGUAUGCAAAUUGUCUUUUCUCCAUGAUGGCCAGGUGGCAUGAGUGCACUGCCUGACUUGAGCAACUGUUUCCUAUGUGCACUGACCAAGUAGCAAGCCCUUUACAUUUGUAUUAUUUGACAGAUGCCCUUAACCAGAGCAACUUUCAGAAGUGCUUUGAAGUCUGUAUCAAUAAAUAAAGCCCGAUACUGGUUCACUAGGUUACUGGCUAAGAAUACUAUCAGUCUAAAAAAAACUCUCUUGGGGAGGUAAUAUGAUAAAAGCACACAGUUCACAUGUUUUUUUUUAAUAAAGUACAAAUUUAAGUACUUCA
Molecule: messenger RNA, 2545 nt
Organism: Neoarius graeffei (lesser salmon catfish)
Lineage: Eukaryota; Metazoa; Chordata; Actinopteri; Siluriformes; Ariidae
Product: immunoglobulin domain-containing protein
Exons: 5
Coding region: 240-1115 (291 amino acids)
Biological process (GO): positive regulation of natural killer cell cytokine production; positive regulation of type II interferon production; positive regulation of natural killer cell mediated cytotoxicity directed against tumor cell target
Cellular component (GO): external side of plasma membrane
Source: RefSeq, a predicted model, not a curated record